This is a messenger RNA of Emiliania huxleyi CCMP1516, 693 nucleotides long. RefSeq lists its product as hypothetical. NCBI's taxonomy places the organism in Eukaryota, Haptophyta, Isochrysidales, Noelaerhabdaceae. The record is from RefSeq and is a predicted model, not a curated record. The coding region runs from base 1 to 693 and encodes 230 amino acids. The transcript has 2 exons.
AUGUUGCUAGCCGCGCCGCCCGCGCUCCUGCAGCACUCGCUGGCGCCUCGCCUCUCGCUGAGCUCUCCGCCGCUCCGCAUCCGCGACGCUCCACUCAUGCGCACGUGGCAGGAUGCUGUGUCCAGCGCACAGGACCGAGCGGCGACUGUCAAGGCGGAGCAGGAUGCCGUCGCCGCAGUCAUGCUGACCGGCACCGCCGGUUGCCUCUUUGUGCCAGGCGUGCUGCUUCUGCCGAUAGACAAUUUGGCGCUGGACCUGCUCGCGUCGUCACUCGUUGGCGGUCUCCUCGGCGUCGCCGCUGGCUUUGGGGACGGCGCGGUGGGUGCAGCGCUGCGCAGCGUCGGCGGCUGGGUGGUCGACGCGCUGCCGCUGGACAAGCUUCCGUCGGUAUCGUACGCCGACGUGAAAAAGUACGGCGUCGCGGGCACCAUUGCGUACAUCCUCACCGAGUUGGCGUUCUGGGCAGUCGCCUUCCCGGUCGCCUCGACCUCCUUCUACAACCUGAACGGUCACUGGCCCGACUUUGGCGAUGGCGCCGACCGCGCCGCAGUGCUGGCGUUCAUCUUCGCGGGCGCCAAUGUGGCGCGGCUGGUGGUGCCGCUCCGGUUCGGUGCGGCGUUUGCGCUCGCGCCUUGGGUGGAGGAGAACGUCUGCCAGAGGUUCGGCAUCGGCGGCGGCCGGGAAGGCGCCUGA